Molecule: messenger RNA, 2234 nt
Organism: Ananas comosus (pineapple)
Lineage: Eukaryota; Viridiplantae; Streptophyta; Magnoliopsida; Poales; Bromeliaceae
Exons: 12
Coding region: 238-2118 (626 amino acids)
Source: RefSeq, a predicted model, not a curated record
AGUUGAGCUUGUAUCUUGUGUCAGCCUCAUUAGACUUUUCCAAAGGACUACAUAUGAUCCUUGAAAAAAUGCACUGGUUUGUAGCUUUUUAGCUGGAAAACAAUAUGGAAUUUAGUGGGAGCACAAGUUUCUGAUGACCCAUCUUUGCUUCUUGGAUCUUUGAGUUUGCUCACUCUGCUCAAAAACCAUUCUGGCACUCCUUUUUGUUUCAUAUAAGUAGUAAAAGGAUCAUUCAAAAUGGAGGUUGAGUUAAGAAAUGGCAUUAAAAUGAAGGAGAUGAAAGGGCUUAAACCCCUUCCCAAAGUUAUCAAGUCCAUUCAUGCAACUCCAAAGCACAAUCGCUCAAAAAGUGAUUAUGAAGAGAGAAAGAUGGAAGAUAAUUUGGUUUCUUCUCCAAAAUCCAACCAAAUUCCUAAGAUGGACAGUGGAACUUCUAAGGGCCAAAAAUGUGAAAUUAAUGGGAAAAUGUGGCCCGGAACCGCAGUCCAAAACUCCUUGAACCAAGAGAUUUUAGAACUCGAGAAACGGUUGCAGGAUCAAUUGGUUCUGCGCGGCUCUCUCGAAAAAGCAUUGGGACAUAAGCCUUCCGCUGUUAAUUUGUCAAAUGAUAGCCCUAUGCCGAAGCCGACAAAAGAGCUGAUAAGGGAGAUUGCUUUACUAGAAUUAGAGGUUAUGCACUUGGAGCAGUAUCUCUUAUCACUCUACCGAAAAGCUUUCGACCAACAGGCGUCCGCAUUGUCUCCGACCAGUGGAGAAAUUUCAAGAAAGCCAAUGAACAGCCGAUCGGCGCAGCUCGAAGAAGCUUCAAAGUCCGAAAUCUGUUCCAAGAUUGAAAAUUCAGCUGUUCAAUCGAGCCAUCGGCAGAAGCACUUUUCAGAAAGGGUGUUAGGUCCCGGCGUUCACCGCAGCCAUUCUUCACUCUCGCAGCGCAUGGUCUUUUCGGCUAGAAUUUCGCCGUCGGAAGAUAGCCUCGCGAGGGCUCUUCACUCCUUCCACUCUCAACCUUUAUCUUUUCUCGAGGAAGGAUAUGUUGCUUCUUCGGGGGUGAUAAGCUUAGCUGAUUAUCUUGGUACAAAUAUCGCCGAUCACGUACCGGAGACUCCUAAUAAGCUUUCCGAAGAGAUGGUUAGAUGCAUGGCUGGGGUUUACUGUCGACUUGCCGAUCCUCCGCUCGUCAAUCACGGCCCCUCGUUUUCUCCUGCUUCAUCCUUCUCAUCGACGAGCGCGUUUUCUCCCCAAUUAGUGGGAGAUAUGUGGAGCCCCGGAUGUAAAAGAGAAUCCACUCUUGAUUCUCGGUUGAUAAAUCCCUUUCGCGUCGAGGGGUUAAAGGAAUUUAGCGGACCGUACUCCACAAUGGUAGAGAUUCCUUUGAUUUGCCGGGACCAUCGAAGGCUCAAACACGUCGAUGAUUUGUUACAUAGUUACAAGUCCAUUGUUCGCCGACUGGAAACAGUCGAUCCGAGGGAGCUGAGGAACUCCGAAAAGCUUGCCUUCUGGAUCAACAUACACAAUGCUUUGCUGAUGCAUGCUUAUCUGGAGUAUGGUAUUCCACAAAACAAUGCGAAAAAGACGUUGUUGCUCAUGAAGGCAACAAUCAAUGUAGGUGGACGCUCUAUAAAUGCUGCGACGAUACAGGAUUCAAUCCUAGGAUGUCAUACGUAUUGUCCGGGACAGUGGCUCCGGACUUUGCUUUACUCGAAGAUGAAGAACAAAGCUGGUAAUGAGUGGCAAGCCUAUGCUAUCGACCGACCGGAACCUCUCUUGCGUUUCGCGCUGUGUUCAGGAAGCCAUUCGGAUCCUGCGGUCAGGGUAUAUACAUGCAGGAGAUUAUUCCAACAGCUCGAAGCCGCGAAAGAAGAGUUCAUCCGCGCGACGGUCGGCAUUUGGAAGGAGCAAAAGAUCCUUCUACCGAAAAUGAUAGACUCGUACUCGAAGGACGUGAAACUAUCGUCGCAAGGUUUAGUCGACAUGGUUCAGCGAUAUCUACCGGAGACGCUACGGAUGGCGAUGCAGCGAUGCCAACCGAAGAGAUCGAACAAGAUCAUUGAGUGGGUGCCUUACAACUUAGCAUUUCGGUAUUUGCUCUCAAGAGACUUGGCUUUCCCUCAUAUAAACUGAGGGGGUGAUUUUUUUUUAUUUGUGUUUUGCGUCCUAUGUUGGGUUCUUUUGGGUGUAGUAUAUAAGAGAUUGAAUUACCAUAUAUAUGUGCAUACAGAGACUACUACUUACAUUGA